This is a messenger RNA of Lathyrus oleraceus (garden pea), 1119 nucleotides long. RefSeq lists its product as uncharacterized. The record is from RefSeq and is a predicted model, not a curated record. Lineage: Eukaryota; Viridiplantae; Streptophyta; Magnoliopsida; Fabales; Fabaceae. The coding region runs from base 1 to 1119 and encodes 372 amino acids. The transcript has 3 exons.
AUGACUAAACCCACUUCUGUUGAUGGUGAUAUUGUGGCAAUGCAAGAAGAGUUGAAUCAAUUUCAAAGAAAUGAUGUCUGGGAUCUGGGAACUACUGUGCCAGUUGCUAGUGUCAGUGCAACCAUGGAUAAGACCGACCAGAGAAAAACCUAUGAGUACAAAUUGAGAGACUCCAAGGUCGAUAAGUCGAGGAAGCUCAGCGAGUGCCUUACCAAAGAUUACAGAGUAGCCUUCAAGCAAGCCUAUGGCAAUCUGUUGAGGGUUUUAAACACCAAGGAAUAUUCAGGGUUGAUAUUCACUUUCGCACAGUUCUAUGACCCUACCUUACACUGCUUCACGUUCCAAGACUUUCUUCUAGCUCCCACACUAGACGAGUUUGCUCAUCUACUACAGUUGCCAGUCAAGAACCAAGCACCCUACAUGAUUGAUGAAGACUUCCCAGAUUCUGCGGAUAUAGUUCAGGCCUUGUGCAUGAAGAAGGAUCUAGUCGAGGCCACUCUCCGAGUCAAGGGUAACACGCAGGGCCUACCGUCCAAAUUCCUAUUCGAGAAUGCCACGAUGUUUGCCAACAGUGGAAGUUGGGACGCAUUUUACGCCAGCUUUGCAUUACUCAUCUAUGGAUUGGUGUUAUUCCCGAAUGUUGAAAGUUUCAUUGACAAGACCGCUAUCACCAUAUUCAUCUCCCAGAACCCGGUUUCUACCUUACUAGCUGAUGUAUUCUUCUCCUUCCAUUGGAGAAAUAUGAAGAAAGGGGGAACCAUCACUUGUUGUAUGCCUUUGCUUCAGAAAUGGAUUGUGUCCCAUCUCCCAAAGAAAGGGCCGUUUGUUGAUAAUGUCGGUGAUCUGAAAUGGUCGCAAAGGUUGAUGUCAUUAGAUGCUGAGGACGUCAUCUGGUUUAGUCUUGAUUACUUGAGAGUGGAGUUGAUAUUCCGAUGUGGGGAGUUCCCAAACGUCCCUCUCCAUAAAGUCGAUAGAAAACAAAAUGCUUACACUCGCCGUUUUGCUGCAGCAACAACGACGACUCGUCAUCGGUACUACACACGUUCCAGCAAAUAUAAGAUCAUGGCCGAAUAUGAAGCCGACAACGCUGUUGUCCGUGAAUCUCUUGCCCAUAUGUAA